AUGGCUCCCCACGCAGUACCACCGGGCCGGAGGGCCCUCAAGAGACGUGCUCGCCCUGCUAAUAUUGCCGUGUCGCCUUCGCUUUGGGAACGAGACGCCGAGUCUGACGACGAGUAUGCCAACCAAGUAAGGAACGCUGCCGGAGGCGUGUGGAAAAGGACUGCCAAGUCGGGCAUCAGGCCCUCGGAUGACACACUGGAGCGCCGGUCGGACAGCGACAGCGGCGACCGGGGACGGGGAAGCCAAUACAGCGAACCUUCGAGCCCUGAUACCCCCAAGACAAGGCCUUCCUAUAACCUCCCGGCCAUAGGAAGACUUCCCGUGGCAUCGCUUCGACCGGCCCUUCCCGCAGUCUCAAACCUGCCUUCGACAACGCUCCCGGCAUUUGAACCCGCUAUUACUUCUCAAGCCCCCGUCCUCGAACCUCCUAUGUUCUUCCAGCCUGUAGUACCGCAGCCGCGACCUACAUCGCAUAUGAUGACACCGUACCGUCCCCUCCAGCCCGUGGAUCCUCAGCCAGCACCAGUGCUCGCUCCGGCCGAUCCUGAAUCAACACCACGCGAAUCCGAAGUCCCUAUACCACCAGCGACGAUGACAGUGACGUCCCCUCCUCGAACAAUUACAGUCAUCUCCACGAUGAAGCCUGCUUCUUCCUUCGACCUCAUCAUGGUCACCCUCUCCGCCGGUGAUCACCCCAUCAUCGACGCUGCCUACGUCAGCAGCUUCGUCGACAGGCCCGGCUACUUUACCACCUUUGCCGUCUUAACGGCUACCUUGGCUUCGGCGGCACUACCUGCCGAAACCCUUUCUGCUCUCCCCGGGCCGGCGAGCGCUGUCAGUGAUCGGGGUGGGGACGAUGGGAGGCCAUCGCGAAUGAACCCAGAGACGGAGCACGCCCUUAUUGCUGUGGGCUCAAUAGGAUCUUUCAUCUUCGCCUCAUUCCUGGUGUGGAUUGUCUGGAGGACAAUGAAGAAGGCUUCGAGGAGGAGAAGGGAAAGGGAGCUUGGCUACCCGAACGAUCGCCCUGGUAUUGGCUCCAAGAUCCCCUUCUUCAAGGGAUCCAUGGGCGGAUGGCAGAACAUAGACGGUCGCCAAAGCGACCCGACCCAGUACGAAAAGGGGCCGAGAGGCACGUUGCGGCUGGAUACCGGUUUCUACGGCCCCAAUGGGAAGCCGGCCAACUAUGGCCCUGGCGGCACUUAUGUUCCCAACUACAUGUCGCCAGUCGACAGUCGUGGCAGCCCUAUCCACGGCAGCCCGACAGGCGCAUUACCGGUGCGAAUGAACCCCAUGAACGGCGGUACAUACAACGGUCAGCAAGGCGUUUUCAACAGUCAAACAGGCACCUACACGAGCCAGGUAGGGACGUUUAGCAGCCAGACUGGCACCUAUGUCAGUCAUGCACCCAGCGGCUCACUCACUCAUAUCAUUGGACAAUACGGAAACGGAACGGAGCCUGGCAUGACAUUACGGUCAGGCGUGGGAGCCGGUGCAUACUUCAACCAGUCAGAGUUGGCUCGCCAACCAUCGGACGCUUACGAUCCAGCCAGGCGGCAAGUCAACAGGGCGAGCGAACUCUCUUCCAUUUCAUCUGGCUUCGGCGACGGUGACAUCAUCGUGCCAGGCAUGCCUGGAAUGGUGCUGCAGCCCCCUCCGCCUGUUUCACAGUCACUGAGAGCUAGCCGAAUGGACAAUGAUCGGGUCUCCUGGGCCAACAAGUCCAACCGCGAGACGGUCUACACAGAGGCCAGCGAGGACCUGCCACCUAGAUUCAGGACCGUCGACAGCUGGGUCAACCAGCAAAGCGGUCGCGUCAAGAGGGCACAAGCACGGCCACAGACGGACGAAGACAUCCCACCUGUGCCUGGUCUUCCGGCAGGGACGGGCCAGAACGGGAUGCCGCCUGAACCCCAAUUCACCAUGAUGAUGCCGGACGGGGAAGUACCUCGCCGGCCAGACAACGCGUCGUAA
Molecule: messenger RNA, 1971 nt
Organism: Colletotrichum graminicola M1.001
Lineage: Eukaryota; Fungi; Ascomycota; Sordariomycetes; Glomerellales; Glomerellaceae
Exons: 4
Coding region: 1-1971 (656 amino acids)
Source: RefSeq, a predicted model, not a curated record